Messenger RNA from Lampris incognitus (smalleye Pacific opah), 627 nucleotides. RefSeq names its product growth hormone 1 (gene gh1). Gene Ontology annotation, molecular function: growth hormone receptor binding; growth hormone activity. The transcript has 6 exons. The record is from RefSeq and is a predicted model, not a curated record. Gene Ontology annotation, cellular component: extracellular region. The coding region runs from base 1 to 627 and encodes 208 amino acids. Gene Ontology annotation, biological process: animal organ development; positive regulation of tyrosine phosphorylation of STAT protein; positive regulation of receptor signaling pathway via JAK-STAT. NCBI's taxonomy places the organism in Eukaryota, Metazoa, Chordata, Actinopteri, Lampriformes, Lampridae.
AUGGAGCGAGUGUGUCUGUGUGUGUCUGUGCUGUUGCUCGGUGUGUUUAGUGGGAGUUGUGCUCAGCCUCUUUCUAACAGCCAGCGCCUGUUCUCCAUCGCUGUAAGCAGAGUGCAACAUCUCCACCUGCUGGCCAAGAACGUCCUACUGCAGUUUGAGAGCUCUCUGCAGACAGAUGAGCAGCGACAGCUGAACAAAAUCUUCCUCCAGGACUCGUGUAACUCUGAUUACAUUAUCAGCCCCAUUGACAAGCAUGAGACUCAGCACAGCUCUGUAUUGAGGCUGCUGUCAAUCUCCUAUCGUCUGAUCGGGUCUUGGGAGACUGCAAGUCGUGAUCUGUCUGGUGCCCCAGCCCUCAGGAACCAAAUCUACCCCAAAAUCACGGAACUCAAAACUGGAAUUGACCUUCUAAUCAGGGCUAAUCAGGGUCCCAGCGAGAGCUAUAAUGAAGAUCUCCAGCAGGCCCUCUAUGGGAACUACUACCAGGCUGGCAGCCUGGGAAUGGACGAGUCACUGCGCCACACCUAUGAACUGCUGGCCUGCUUCAAGAAAGACAUGCAUAAGGUGGAAACCUACCUGACAGUUGCUAAAUGUCGACUUUUUCCGGAGGCCAACUGUACUCUGUAG